AUGUUCCUCCCGAUUCCAUAUGCCCGCACUAUGCGUCGGACAAUGGUCCGAACCCGCAUCCUCCGCACUCUCCUUAUCAUAUUCAUAGCCUGGAAUCUUAUCGAGCUACACCUUACUCUCCGACGAAUCUCCGAAGUCGACAUCAUCUACCGCGAACAACCUCAGCGAAAUGAACGAAUAUAUAUUGCCAGCGUGAAUUGGAAUAGUGAAUGGAUUCUACGAAGUCACUGGAGCCAGGCCCUUGUGGAAUUAGCUUGGAAACUUGGCCCGGGCAACGUAUAUAUUAGCAUAUAUGAGAGUGGCAGCUAUGAUAAUACUAAGGAUGCUUUGAGGGAGUUGGAUAUGGAACUCGAUCGUCUUCAAAUACCACACAGUAUCACCUUGUCGCCUGUUACACAUGCGGAUGAAAUGGCUGCUGUGCCUGGAGAGGGGUGGAUUGAUACACCGAGGGGGCACAUGGAAUUGCGGCGCAUUCCGUACUUAGCGCGAACUCGUAAUCGGAGUUUGCAGCCGUUGGAGGAAUUGGCGAAGCAAGGUAUCACAUUUGAUAGGGUUUUGUUUCUCAAUGAUGUAGUUUUUACGCCAAAUGAUGUUUUUGAAUUGCUCGAUACCAACGAUGGCAGCUAUGCAGCUGCUUGCUCGAUGGACUUUUCUAAACCACCACAUUACUAUGACACAUUUGCUCUUCGCGAUGCUAGUGGACAUGAAGCUAUACAGUCAACAUGGCCAUUCUUUCGCAACGCUGUAUCUCGAAAUGCCGUGAAAAAUCUGUCACCAGUUCCAGUAAAGAGCUGCUGGAACGGAAUGGUUGCAAUGCCUGCCGCUCCUUUCACGGCUAAACACCCCCUGCGAUUCCGUGGAAUCCCAGACUCACUUGCAUCUUCGCAUUUGGAAGCUUCCGAAUGCUGCCUUAUUCACGCAGAUAACCCUCUAUCAACAAAAGACGGAAUAUAUAUGAAUCCUCUCGUCCGCGUUGGAUACAGCGGCCCGGCCUAUGUGGCCGUCAACCCUAUCAUGAACUGGCUCUCCGCACGCUCUAUCUUGCAAGGCCUGUGGGUGAAUAGGAUACGACGCUGGACAACGUCGACCUGGUUGAAAGACAAGCUAGCUCAGCGUCGCAUCGAUCGCUGGACAGCCUUGAGUCCCGAGAACAAUGAACCAGCCAGAUUCUGUAUAAUCAACGAGAUGCAAGUCUUACAUGCCGAGGGGUGGGACCACUUGUAA
This is a messenger RNA of Penicillium angulare, 1224 nucleotides long. RefSeq names its product glycosyltransferase family 69 protein. The transcript is spliced from 3 exons. NCBI's taxonomy places the organism in Eukaryota, Fungi, Ascomycota, Eurotiomycetes, Eurotiales, Aspergillaceae. The record is from RefSeq and is a predicted model, not a curated record. Bases 1 to 1224 code for a protein of 407 amino acids.